AUGGAGGCCUAUAAUAUGAUACUCCAGUUCCCUGGCGUCGAUGAAUUGUUGCAGAGUCCCUCAGAUGAGGAAACAGGGUUGGCUCUAGAGGAACUCUGGAAUAUGCUAAAGAAAGAUCCUACAGAUUCUUUGCGCCUCAGCGAUAUCAUCCCUCAUGUUCUACUGGAGCUUGAUCAAGAGCAAACAUGUUAUGACUUUAUCAAAUGGUGGGCAUUGCAUGGUCCGAAAUCACUCUCCGGCAGCCCAAACUCCCCCUUCUUCGACCUUGAAGGAGCCGAUGCUUGCGAAUCUUUAAGCACGUUACCACUAUCGCGUCUCAGUCUAAGUCACCUUGUCGCUCUCACUCUUCUUAAGCUCCGACUAUGCAUGGACCUCGGCGCCAUCACAGAUGAACAUUUCGAUACCUCGAUAGGAUUCAAUGGCGAUGAGCCAAUCAUGGAUUUUUCGCUCGGGUUGGUUGCAGAGGAUGUAUUUGAAACCACGAGGGAGUGGUCGGAUUUUGCAGAACUAUUGAGCAACGUGGAGAACCAGUACCUCGAUCUCUGCAAGCAAGUGAACGAAGUGAACCCUCAUUUCUGGGAAGCUUUGGUAACCGAGGAGCCGAAUUUCAGUUCCACUUCCGAGACUCCAGGGCCUGGGUCGAGGAACGAGGCCGACUUUGUGCUGUAUCAUUGCAGACGCGCAUGGGACAAGAGUAGUGAUGCUCUCAAGAGAAUUGAAUGCGAUACUUCGCAUUACGUUCGGCCGUAUAUUGGUCCGACUGGGGUCAACGAGUCAAAAACUCUCAAGAAACACAGAGGCACAGGAAGAGUGUUUCCAACCCGGUUAGAUUGUGCCGACCUCCAUCCAGAUGACGAGGAUAUCCUGACUGGUAUAAACAUCGACCAUGAAAGAGGCUGGUCAUUAUUUGGGGAGCAAUCGAAACUGCUUCUAUACGCCAAUGGGCACUGUACAUUCAACGGCAAGUGGUAUGCCUGUGGAGGCUGGAGCGUAUCAUUUGGUAAUGACGAUCCUCGCCUACCCUGCCAAUUUAUUUCGGACCGUCUAGAGGAAAAGGGCCCAUUUGGAGAUUGCGAAAAGGCCACAAGCAACAGAGCCGAGUUGCGCGCGGUCGUUGCUGCUCUUCGUUUGAAUGAUUGGAAAGCAGAAGGGUUCACCUCUAUUGUGGUCGCUACCGCCUCAUCCUAUGUUUUGAACGGAGCAACGAAACGGGCGAAAAGUUGGAUUUCCAAUGGAUGGAAAUUCCGAAACGGCAAGGAGGUUGACAACAAAGACUUAUGGCAGCUUCUACUUGGCGAGGUAGAACGAUGGGGUGAUGAAGGGCUAGACGUUUUUCUGCUUGAAAUCCCACAGCAUCUGAACGAAGAGGCGAAUAUGGCGGCCAAAGUGGCUGCUGAGAUGAAGCCUGAUAGGGAAGAGUUCACCGAUAUCGCAUUGUGCUUAAGUCAGCCUUCUCCCCCUGAGCCAAAACUGCAGGCCCAUGCCCUUUUCGUUUGUCUCGCAGGCAGUCAUCAUUUUCAGAAGUUCAGCUGCCGCAACAUAUGCGCACCGGACGAUAAGCCCACGGAGCAUGCGUUUAACCCUGAAGCUGCACUCGAGUAUUUAAACGGACUAUCCCCUCCUUCCAUGAUACUCAUUGCAGAUGCUAUGAUCACUCGCCAUAGAGAAGUUUUGGAACGAAUCAUUGAUCGCAUGCGAGACGGAACUACAGUCAUCGUAUCGGGUUCUUUUGGUACCACGGUAACAUCCAGCGAGCUUGGCCGUUUCUUUUCAAUCCUUGAUCUACCAUGGCAGAAGGAUGCUGAUCAUGAUGCCGAACCCGAGUUACAAUGCAGUGUUCGUAACGGAAAAUUCCGGCGCUUCUGGUUACGAGCCACAGGGCUCCCACCUUUGCCCAAAGGCGUUGAAAGGCGGACCGAAAAUCCAGUGUCCUGGUACACCGAUCCUACUAGCGGUCUUGCCUUUACAAAGAUAGGGUUAGGGAGGCUCGUGUUAGAUGCACAGAUUAGUACCACUUGGCCUGGUCUCCUUGGUCAACUUGACCUCCCCUCUGUAGAGUUUUGUAUGCUCUGA
Molecule: messenger RNA, 2073 nt
Organism: Fusarium poae
Lineage: Eukaryota; Fungi; Ascomycota; Sordariomycetes; Hypocreales; Nectriaceae
Exons: 1
Coding region: 1-2073 (690 amino acids)
Biological process (GO): DNA replication, removal of RNA primer
Molecular function (GO): nucleic acid binding; RNA-DNA hybrid ribonuclease activity
Source: RefSeq, a predicted model, not a curated record